AUGCGCUUCCAUCCUUCUCGUGCUGAGCUGCGUCGCGUAGCGCUCGAGGUGGCCAAGACCCGCCUCCAGGCCCAAGUGCCCACGACGUCGGUCCUAACCGUCAAGACAACGCCGGCCACGUACUGCUACUGCACGCACUACUCGUUCUCGAACGGGCUCAUGGACCACAUGGUGUCCAAAGCACGCACGAAUCUCUUUCCAUCGCCUAGCGACGCCGGCGCGCACGAGCUGCAUCCCAACUGCCCGAUGCACUCGCCGUCAUCGUCGACGUCGACGCCCAAGCUGCGUGGCACCGCGCAUGCGCUGACGCACAUCGUCCGGACCGAAGGCUUGUCGGCCUUGUACGCCGGCUUGUCGCCGAUGCUCCUCAUCGCCGUGCCCUCCACCGUCUUUUACUUUACCUCGUACGACAUGCUCGUGUCCAAGGCGCGCCGCGACUACCCAGACAUUGCGCCCAUUGCGCCCUUCUUUGCCGGCGGUAUUGCGCGCUGCAUUGCGGCCACGGUCGUCUCGCCGCUCGAGCUCAUCCGCGUGCGCAUGCAAGCGAGUCCGAACGCCGGCGGGUUCCUCUACGUCGUGCGCAGCAGCGUCAGCGACGGCUUCUUCUCGCUCUGGCGCGGCCUCGCGCCAACACUCGCGCGUGACGUGCCCUUCUCCGCGCUUUACUGGUCGAGUUUCGAGGUCCUCAAGCAGCAGUUCACAACGCUGGCGGCCAAUACCACCGACACGGAUUGCACGCCGGCCCAAGUCCGCCUUGGCAUUGCAUUCGCCUCUGGCGCGACGGCGGGCGCUGUCUCGACGGUCCUCACGCAGCCAUUUGACGUCAUCAAGACCAAGCAGCAGAUUCAAAACUACUCCAAAGGCGUGAUGGAGACCCGGCCCACGAUGUCGAUCUACGCCAUGCUGCGCGAUAUCGUCCGCCUCGAGGGCGUCGGUGGCAUCAUGACGGGCCUCUCGGCGCGCGUGGCCAAGGUCGCGCCGGCGUGUGCCAUUAUGAUCUCGACGUACGAAGCCGGCAAGCAGUACCUCAAUGUCGAGUAAGAGACCAAAUGCGCACUUGAAGCUCGCGCACUUCCGCGUUUCUGUAUCUGUCGUAGCCAGGCCA
Saprolegnia parasitica CBS 223.65 is the source of this 1105-nucleotide messenger RNA. RefSeq lists its product as hypothetical. Gene Ontology annotation, biological process: mitochondrial transmembrane transport. The transcript is spliced from 3 exons. The coding region runs from base 1 to 1041 and encodes 346 amino acids. NCBI's taxonomy places the organism in Eukaryota, Oomycota, Saprolegniomycetes, Saprolegniales, Saprolegniaceae. The record is from RefSeq and is a predicted model, not a curated record.